Anthostomella pinea is the source of this 1386-nucleotide messenger RNA. The record is from the annotation of a GenBank genome assembly. NCBI's taxonomy places the organism in Eukaryota, Fungi, Ascomycota, Sordariomycetes, Xylariales, Xylariaceae.
AUGGCUGAAGGACAACCCGCCCAGGCACCCACUGCGGGUAGCCCUGAGAAUGACCAGACCGACGGUGCUGCUGGAAACUCGUCGCUCCAGGAACCUGCCUUCGAGGUCGAGGUUGAGCUCAGCGACCUCCAGAAGGACACUGACAACCCGUUGGGAUCGGUUGCCUCCUUCAAGGAUCUCGGUUUACCUCCUGCCGUCCUCCAGGGGCUCUUCGCCUUGAAUUUCCAGAAGCCUUCCAAGGUGCAGGAGAAGGCUCUGCCACUCAUGCUUGCGACCCCCCCGCGAAACAUGAUUGCUCAGUCUCAGUCUGGAACUGGCAAGACUGCUGCAUUCGUCACGACCGUCCUCUCCCGCGUCGACUUCAACAAGCCCGACAGCCCUCAAGCCCUCCUACUUGCCCCCAGCCGUGAGCUUGCUCGUCAGAUCGAGAGUGUCAUCGCGCAGAUUGGACAGUUCGUUCCCGACCUUGGAAUUGCUGCUGCUAUUCCCGGUGGUAUUCCUCGAGGCGAACACGUUAAGAAGGCUGUUGUCGUCGGUACCCCUGGAACGGUGAUGGACCUGAUUCGCCGACGCCAGUUUGAUGUCAGCCACCUGAAGGUUUUUGUUAUUGACGAGGCCGACAACAUGCUGGACCAGCAGGGUUUGGGAGACCAAUGCACUCGAGUGAAGACUAUGCUUCCUAAGGACAUCCAGAUUCUUCUCUUCUCUGCCACCUUCCCCGACAAGGUCAUGAAGUAUGCAACUGCUUUUGCUCCUAGUGCGAACAUGAUCAAGUUGAAAGUUCAGGACCUCACGGUGAAGGGUAUCUCGCAGAUGUACAUGGAUUGUCCUGGACAGUCCGACAAGUACGAGAUUCUCUGUAAGCUGUACGGACUGAUGAACAUUGGCUCGUCGAUCAUCUUUGUGAAGACCCGAGAGAGUGCGACCCGUAUUCAGCAGAGCAUGGUUCGAGACGGUCACAAAGUGUCGGUCCUCCACGGAGCGUACGAGGGUAGUGAACGCGACUCUCUGUUGGACGACUUCCGAACUGGCAAGUCCAAGGUUCUCAUCACGACCAACGUCCUCGCCCGCGGAAUCGACGUCUCCACGGUCUCAAUGGUUAUCAAUUAUGAUAUCCCGAUGAAAGGUAUGGGAGAUGCCACGCAUGACACUGAGACUUAUCUUCACCGUAUCGGUCGAACGGGUCGUUUUGGUCGCGUUGGUGUCAGCAUUACCUUCGUCUCGGACAAGAAGAGCUUCAUGGCUCUGCAGGCCAUCGCUCAAGAUCUUCAGAUUGACCUGGUCUCUCUGAGCCCCGAUGACUGGGAUGAGACCGAGAUGCAGGUCCAGCGGGUCAUCAAGUCCAGUCGUGCUCAGGCGAACUUCGUACCCAGCGCUGGAGCUUGA